Gadus chalcogrammus (walleye pollock) is the source of this 923-nucleotide messenger RNA. It is a transcript of the gene nrsn1l, whose product is annotated as neurensin 1-like. The record is from RefSeq and is a predicted model, not a curated record. Lineage: Eukaryota; Metazoa; Chordata; Actinopteri; Gadiformes; Gadidae. The coding region runs from base 363 to 923 and encodes 186 amino acids. Gene Ontology annotation, biological process: nervous system development. Gene Ontology annotation, cellular component: transport vesicle; neuron projection; neuronal cell body. The transcript is spliced from 6 exons.
UGCUGCAGUGACGCGCACUCAAUUUCAGCGUGUGUUCUCACGCGCACCGCCUCUUAGUUUAAAGACGCGACCAAAGAAGUAAGCUGCAAUUCAACCUCACAUUGUAAAAAAAGUUUGGCUUCGGAAAACUUUAACCCGAGUCACGCGUCAAGAGUUGUAGACAAAGGGAAACUUCUCCUCGGGAUGUUAUGCGGAAUGCGUAAGGAUGGAAUAAACUGAAAACCCAAAGACACGUUUUGCAGCACCAGAUGUACCAGCUGUACCAAGAGAUCAUUACCGGAGCCUGGCCCAAGGGCAGAGAGAACAAGAGAGACCUCUUCAGACCUACUUCUGGAACCAAGGUGCUCCAGGGCUGAGGUGUCAUGGCGUCCUGUCCUGAGCCCUGUGCGUCCAGAGGACACUUUCCAGAAAAGGAGCCUGCCUCUAUCUGUAUGCGGUUCGGUGUUCGGUCAUAUCUCCACCACUUCUACGAGGAGUGUUCGUCCUCCAUGCGGGAGAGAGACCCAGAGGACCAGCACCAGGGAUCAGCCCGGGACUGGAGCUCAGCCACCUGGAGCUCAGCAGCCUGGAAGGUGUCCCUGGCCCUGAGUCUCCUCCUGCUGGGGGCGGGCGUGGCCGGUCUGUCCGUGGGGUUCUCCGGCGCCCGCCGCAUCGAGUCCUUCGGUGAGGGCGAGCUGCUGUUCGUGGACGCCGCCGCCGUCCGCCACAACGAGGCGCUGCGCGUGGGCGUGGCGGCGGGCACCCUGCUCACCUGCCUGGCGGCGGUCCUGGCACUGAUGGGGGCGUGCCUCUGGCUCCUCCCCCGAGUCGACCUCCCCGCGUGGUCCAAGCUCGGCGAGGAGGAGGAGGGGAAGGUGCCCGUCACGCUGUCCAAGGUGGAGAUCGUCCAGCCCUCCCCUGACAACCACCCGCCCAUCCCAUAA